UUCGGCUGCUACGACUCUCGGUGCUUUUUUCGCCGCUCUGUACAAACUCGUUUCAAUAUCUUCGUGCGUGCCUGUGUUUGUGUUUAUAUCGCCAUCAGUAAUUACAUCAUCUAAUUGAUUCAUCUAAGAGGAAUGUACACGAUGACCAUGAGGAAAGCUAUGCUAAGCUGUAACUGCCUCAGGCUUCAGCAAUUUCCAUAUGCAACAGCUGUACCGACUGCAGACUUUCAACCCAGAAGGCGAUCGAUCGCUCAACACAAAGCUCAUCCUCGCGUUUAUUAUGGAGGUAGGCACACGGUCACUCUCUUGCCUGGAGCUGGCACCGGUCCUGAACUUAUGGAUUACGUCAAAAAGAUAUUUAAAUACACCGGUGUACCGGUAGACUUUGAAGAAAUCGAAAUUGCCGAAAAUUCAACAACCGAUGAUCUUGACUAUGCUAUUACAUCCAUUCAACGUAAUGGUAUCGCGCUCAAAGGGAACAUCGAGAGCAACUGUUUAACGAGCGAAAAUUUGGUGGGUAACGUGACUCUGAGGAAAGAACUUGAUCUUUACGUCAAUAUGGUGCAGUGCGUCUCUUUUCCUGGAACAUCUGCACGUUUUAACAAUGUUGAUAUCACGAUAAUCCGUCAAAACGUCGAAGGCGAAUAUUCCAUGUUGGAGCAUCAAACGACCGAUGGUGUCGUCGAGAGCUUGAAAAUCGUAACGGAAGAAAAUGCUAAGAGGAUCGCUCGAUAUGCCUUUGAGCAUGCGAUCAAUAAUGGCCGUAAAAAGGUCACCAUUGUUCACAAAGCCAACAUAAUGAAACUAUCGGACGGCUUGUUCCUGGAAACGGCGCGCUCCGUUGGCGAGGACUAUCCAGAAAUCGCGUGCAACGACAUGAUCGUCGACAAUGCCUGCAUGCAGCUCGUCUCGAAUCCUCAUCAGUUCGACAUGAUACUCACGUCGAAUCUCUAUGGAUCGGUGAUCUCCAAUGUCGUCUGCGGCCUGCUCGGCGGCGUCGGCAUCUACUCGGGCCGCAACGUCGGCGAGAAUCACGUUAUCUUCGAGCCGGCCACCCGUAACAGCGGCCACUCCAUAGCCGGCAAGAACAUAGCCAAUCCCGUGGCCAUGCUCCACGCGGCCUCGGAUAUGCUGCAGCAUCUCGGCCUGGACAAGUACGCCGAGCUCAUAAAGGCCGGUAUCAGAGGCAGCUUGAGGGAUCGUGUCUGUACUCCGGAUUUGGGUGGCACAGCUACCAGUCAAGAAGUCGUCGCAUCGAUUAUGAAGCACAUCGAGAUCGCUUUGCAAUCUCACCAGUAAAUGCUCCAUGUGGUCGGUGUCAACUUCACACUGGGCGGCAAAGAAUAACUGCUUUUUAUGGAUUUUCCAUGAAAUGUAUGUUCAAUUACUUUAUACGAAAGUUUGGAUUUAGAAUGAUGAAAAAAAUGCUUGCUUUGUAUCUUGUAUAAUGUAUAUCAUAAUCUUACAUCGUGUCAACGUAUGUGACCGAGACAUAUAAAAAUGCCAAUUUCUAUUUUCACAUAAAGUUCCAUUUCUAUGCUUUUUAUGCACAUAAACUUGAUGUACUUUAAGUGCCCAUCAGAAAUUCAUUCUUUUACGAUCGCACAUAUUAAAUGCCAUGAUAAUAUUAUCAAAUUUCUUCGACAAUUUACUAAAUUCAAUUAAUUAUUAUACCAAGCAAGAUGACAGCCAUAAAAUGUAACAUUGAAAAAAUGAAAAAAAUGAACCCAAAGUAUUACAUGCAACAAACCGGAAGUUUUACAUUGUUCAACUUCAAGUCGACAAAUUUUCAAAGAGACUAAGUUUUCUAUAAAAUUUUUUUUUCGAUUCAAAGUGUCGUGUA
Molecule: messenger RNA, 1843 nt
Organism: Trichogramma pretiosum
Lineage: Eukaryota; Metazoa; Arthropoda; Insecta; Hymenoptera; Trichogrammatidae
Product: isocitrate dehydrogenase [NAD] subunit gamma, mitochondrial-like
Exons: 4
Coding region: 133-1299 (388 amino acids)
Biological process (GO): isocitrate metabolic process; tricarboxylic acid cycle
Cellular component (GO): mitochondrion
Source: RefSeq, a predicted model, not a curated record